UUCAGAUUUAACAAAUACAUGAAAUUUCUCCCGUUUUCCUUGUCUCAGUCACCAAGGUCACCAAUGUCAUAAUUAUAUGAAUUUGGCUUGGUGGAUUAUUGAAGAGGUUGGUCGUCGUGAUCGUCGUGAUGGUGGUAUUGGCGUCGUUUGUUUUGUGUGUUUUCUGUCUAGCAAAGUAAUGAAAUUCACCAGCAGUUUUGUUUACGUAACAUACUGAUGACCAUAUGUAUGUUACUUCAUGGGACUGUAAAAUUUGCGAUAGAAGGUUGUGAUAUUGUGUUAAGCUUUCAAGGAUGGGGAAAAAGAAGAAGGGGCGCAAUGUGAAGAACAAUGUCCAGGCAAACACGGAAGAACCAGAGGAACUAAAACGAGCUCCUCAUUCGUUUGUUAUCCACCGUGGUAAUGUUGGCAGUUUUGUUAUUGAGCUUACAAGAGAUUUUAGAAAAGUAAUGGAACCUUUCACAGCCUCAUCCCUGAAGUCUCGGAAGAACAACGCAAUCAAGGACUUUGUCUCAGUCGCUGGGUUGCUUCACGUGUCACAUCUGUGCAUCUUCACCAGCACUGACCUGGGGAUGUACUUGAAGAUUGCACGCCUGCCACAGGGCCCAACUCUCACUUUCUGGAUACACAAUUACUCCCUUUCACGAGAUGUGAUUUCCUCUAUGAAGAAGCAAUUUGUGUUCGAGAAGCUGUACCAGAAUGCACCACUCGUUGUACUGAACAGUCUCAGUGGUGAAGGCCUGCACAUGAAGCUCAUGGCUUCCAUGUUUCAGAACAUGUUCCCGACCAUCAACAUUACCAAGGUGAAAUUAAGCAGCAUCCGGCGCUGUGUACUCCUGAACUAUAAUGCCAGUUCCAAGCUGAUUGAUUUCCGGCAUUAUGCCAUCAAAGCAGUACCUGUAGGUCUUUCCAAGGGUGUAAAGAAGCUGGUCCAGAGUAAAGUCCCAAAUUUGGGGCGCUUUGAAGACAUUUCUGACUUCAUCACAAAGUCUGGUCAGCUGUCAGAAAGUGAAGCAGAGGAUGACCCAGAAAGCCAUGUCACCCUGCCACAGAAACUGCCUUCUCGAGGUAACCUCGCAUCGACCCAGUCUGCCCUGCGACUUGUAGAACUUGGGCCCAGGUUGACAUUACAGCUCAUGAAGAUAGAAGAGGGGUUGCUUAAUGGUGAGGUCCUCUUUCAUGAAAUCAUGGAGAAAACUGAUGAAGAGAGACUGCUGAUACAGAAGAAGCGAGAAGAGAAGAGGAAACUGAAAGAAAAACGAAGGAAAAUUCAGGAAGAAAACACAAGAAAGAAAGCCCAAAAGAAGGAAGAGCUGAAGCAGAAAGCAAUGAAAGGGACACAGAAGAGAUCAGAGAAUGAAUUAGAAAUGCAAAAAGCACUGUCAGAAGUGCAGCAGGAAGCAAGGUCUGAUGAAGAUGAUGAUGCGGAAUGGUAUAGACAGGAGGUGGGGCAGAAUCCGGAGAAAGAUCUUUUUGACGAUGUGCCAGGAAGUCACAACAAGAGGAAGCUGUCUUCUGUAGGACUAGUGCAUAAAAGAAAGAAAGUGGAAGAUGGUUUAAAAUACAGAACCAAGACUAAAAGUAAUUCAAGGAUACAGAAUAAAUUUGGGAAAACAAAACUGAAAUUUCCAAGAGAGGGAGGUGUUCAGAAAAAUCAGUUUCACAAGAGAAAAGUGUUUGGUAGUAAAAUAUCAGUGAAAAAUAAGAAGCAUUGAGAAAAAUGUCACACCAUUACAUGUGUAAAUUGAGCUUGUAUAUGAUAAAAAUUGUCAAUACAUUCUAUGAGAUAUGCUU
Molecule: messenger RNA, 1794 nt
Organism: Cryptotermes secundus
Lineage: Eukaryota; Metazoa; Arthropoda; Insecta; Blattodea; Kalotermitidae
Gene: ppan
Product: protein Peter pan
Exons: 9
Coding region: 294-1715 (473 amino acids)
Biological process (GO): ribosomal large subunit assembly; rRNA processing
Cellular component (GO): preribosome, large subunit precursor
Molecular function (GO): rRNA binding
Source: RefSeq, a predicted model, not a curated record